UCAGCGUGGGUGAUGUUUGAUGAAUCUGCUGGGGCUGAAGAAUACAUCAUUAUCACAAAUAACAGUCAGGGUGCCAUCGAGACAUUUGAGUGCAACUCCACAUCAGAUGGGAUGUGCGCUGUACCAACGCUGGCCUGCAGCCAGAAUCUCACCUUUACCUUGAAGGCCCAGAAUGAGCAGUGCACCAGUGCAGCCAGCAAUGCUCUCACCACCGAAACAGCACCGUGUCCUCCAAAAGGCAUAAUGGAAACCAUAAACUGCGACAAUAGUACCCUUUCAAUUACCUGGUCAGAUGUUCCUGGGGCAUUAACGUAUACAGCCACGCUUGAAAAGCUUAGAGGUGGCACACCCAGCUGCUGCACCACAUCUGCUACUGGGUGUGACAUCAGAGACCUGCCGUGUGGAGAGAUGUACAUCCUGCAUGUAACAGCUGAGGGACGAACCUGCAACAGCUCAGAGAAUGAUGGGCUCAUCACAAGGACAGUGGCUUGCGUGCCGGAGAACCUCAAAGCCAAUUUGAUCUGCAGCAACAAUGUGGCCUCCAUGUCAUGGGGCUACAGCCAAGGUGGCCAACUCUACACGGUGAGAGCAGUGAGCACCAACGGCGAUGAGUCCGAGUGCAGGUCGCCUGAUAACCAGUGUGAUCUGACAGACCUGAUGUGUGGAGAGCAGUACACAGCUACCGUGACUGCCGAGGACAUGGAGUGCAAGAGCAAACCCAGUGACAAUGUGACAAUCAAGACUGUACCAUGCACUCCUGAAAAUACGUCCUCUGUGAUGGACUGUGAGGCCAACUCUCUCAUCAUCUCCUGGUCUGAGAGCGCAGGAGCUGACUCCUACAUUGCCACACUGCAGGACAGCGACAGCCAGAGCACAACCUGUCAGGGAACCACUGAGGGCUCGUGCAACGUGACAGGACUCAGCUGUGGCCAGGUCUACCACGUCUCUGUUGUCUCCUCUGACGGAUACUGCAAUAGCCCGCCCACAAAUGUGCUUGACACACAUUCAGUGCCUUGUAAACCAAGAACUAUCAAGGCAAUGAUGGACUGCUACACAAAGACAGCCAGGGUUUCCUGGAACCCUAGCAAUGGUGCUUUGUCCUACAUGGUGAUAGCCUCCACUGCAUCAGAUCACAACGUCACCUGUAAGACCAACAUGACCUCUUGUGAACUGAAAGGACUGCAGUGUGGUCAGAGCUACUCUGUUUCUGUGAAAUCCGUGGGAGAGAGCUGCUGCAGCAGCGCCAACAUGACGGGAGUCCUGGUCACUGAACCUUGCAUUCCUGAACGAAUCACCACUGUGUACACCAUGACCAUCGGCCAGGUGCAGUGGGACAAGGCUGCUGGUGCUGAUAACUACACGGUCAGAGGGGAAACGGAGCAGGGCCUUGGAGUCUCCUGCACCACCAGGGACAACUUCUGUGCAUUAUAUAAUAUGAACUGCGGGCAGGUGUACAAUAUCACUGUUACAGCACACAAUCGUGUGUGUGAAGACGUGUCCAUCUCCGCUGAAGAAGCUGCUAUUUUGACAGAGCCCUGUCCACCUAACAACGUGGAGACCAAUGUGAACUGUCAGGAGGACCUGGGAACUGUGUCAUGGGAGGCCAGCUGGGGCUCUGAGGGCUAUGAGGUUCAGCUUGCAGGGCGUGAUGGCCACUUUUUGACCUGCCACACAAACACCACAUUCUGCAACGUGAAAGACCUGCACUGUGGGGUCGUCUACUACACCAGCGUCAUUGCUAUUGGGGACAUCCGCAGAAGAAGCAAGCCCACCACUGUGCUGCUGACUGCAGGUCCCUGUACAGCCAGUAACGUGGUGGCUAGCUAUGACUGCGACAACAACACAGCAGAGGUCUCUUGGAGCCACGGCGAAGGGGCCAGCUCCUACAUGGUGACUGCUGUAUCACCAGAUGGGUACCGAGCUUCCUGUGAAACUAACGAGCUUCAGUGUGAACUGUUGGACCUGGAGUGUGGUCAGACGUACAACAUCACCCUCACAACUGUCAGCGACCAAUGUGAGAUUGAGACGCACACCAACGUUUCCUUCAGCACACGCCCCUGUAAGCCGCUACGUGUUGGAGUGGACCUCCAGUGUGGGACGAGUACAGCCAACAUGUUCUGGAGUGAAGACGAAGAUGUGGAGCUCUUUAUGGCUACUGCCAUCAGCAGCAUGGGAAUGACUUUGCAGUGUAACUCCACCAACUCCACCUGCAAGUUCCCUGAUUUGCAUUGUGGAGAGAAAUACGUGUUUUCUGUCACUGCGUACAGUAACAUGUGCUACAGUGAAAACAGCAGCGCUGUGGAGAUCCAGACAGAACCAUGCCAGCCAACUGGCCUGUCAGUCAGCGGAUCAUGCAAUAAUGAGACAGUUAUGUUGCAUUGGUAUAAGGCCCAGGGGGCAGCGAUGUACGUAGUAACAGUCACUGGAGAUCAGGGGUAUAUAUUAACUUUCCAAAGCAAUGAGACAAAGAUAGAAGCCGAUCUGCCCUGUGGACAGCUGUUCACUUUCACCGUAAUGGCACAAGAUGAUCAAUGUGACAGUGCCAUGAGCCAGCCUAAAAAUUACAAAACGGGUCCCUGCAUCCCUGAGCAAGUGCAGAGCUACACACACUGCGAGAACAGUCUUGGCUCCGUCAGCUGGACCAUGUACACCAAAGCAGAGUCGUACUUGGCCAUAGCAGUGGCAGAAGACGGCCAUAUCCAUGAGUGCACCACAAACACCACAAAAUGCACGUGGAACGACCUGCACUGUGGUGAAAUAUAUACCGUUAACGUCAUCGCACUUGACUACCAGUGCACCAGCAUGCCGAGCAACAGCACGACAAUUCGGAUGGCACCAUGCAUACCUCAAGGUUUGAAAUCAUCUAUUAACUGCACUACAAAGGUUGGAUCGAUGACCUGGAAUGCAAGUGAGACCGCUAAGUUUUACAUCGUCACCGCAAAGACAAACAGUGGCCACAAAGUGCAGCUGAGCACCAAUGACACGUGGACUUUCAUUUCUGAGUUCAUGUGCGGUCAGGAGUACUUCCUGUCUGUUCAGGCAGCAGAUUCAGUGUGCACAAGUCAGCCCAGCCAGCCCUCAAGACUUUUUUCAGAGCCCUGCCCGCCAACUGAUGUGCGCAGCGUCUUGAACUGCUUGUCAAACAUCGCUCUGUUGUCGUGGACCGGCUCAGCAGGGGCGGAGUUCUACACCGCCACAGUAACGGCAGAGGAUGGCCACACAAUGAGCUGCGCAUCUGACAGCGAGCAGUGUGCCAUUCCCAACAUCCAAUGUGGAAAGAGCAACAUAGUGACAGUUGUCGGUUCCAACAGGAUCUGCGAUUCUGACCCAAGUAAAGCUGACAUACUGCAGUCAGUUCCUUGUGUUCCCACUGAUGUGCGAGCGUCGAUCAGCUGCUCCCGAAACGAGGCUGUUGUGUCCUGGAAUGCCAGUAAGGGGGCUCUGCUUUACAAAGUGUUAGCAGUAAGCACACAGAGAGCUGAGUCCAACUGUGCAACGGAAUACACAAAUUGUACUUUGACCAACCUGACUUGUGGACACCAAUACCACGUCCAGGUGGUAGCCCAGGACAACAUCUGUUCGAGCUUGCCAAGCCCGGCUGUUGACUUUGAAUCAGUUCCCUGCACACCCAACACUGGCUUUGUGAUUUUGGACUGCUACACCAACUCGGCCCUCCUGGAAUGGAUGUAUUCUGAAGGCGCCUUGAAGUACAUCUCCACAGCCCAAUCCUCCAGCGGCCAUGUUUCCACCUGCACCACCAACCUCACCCACUGUGAACUGGAGAACCUGCAGUGUGGCCAAACAUAUGAUGUGGUCACUGUGGCUUCGAAUGAUCAAUGCAGCAGCCCACCUAGCACCAUGUUACAGGUGGAAUCAGUGCCCUGUACUCCUGAAGAUAUUGUGACAGUUCUGGACUGCUAUCGCAACACAGCUCUGGUGGAGUGGCAGCCCAGCAGGGGGGCUGACUCCUACAUCGUCCAAGCUUUCGGCGUGGAGGAACACGAAACCAACUGCUCAACAAACUCACAGUCCUGCAUCCUGCCUGACCUCAUGUGUGGCUUUACCUACAAUGUCAGUGUGAUCGCUAUUAACAGUGUGUGUAAUGUGUCGCAGAGCGAAGUGCAACAACUGCAAGCAGUACCCUGUGUACCUGAUCUGGUGGAAGCCCGAGUGGUUUGCGAGUCUGGUGGGGUCAUGGUCUCCUGGCAGCAGAGCAAAGGGGCCUUAUCCUACAGCACGGUAGCACAGGGCAGCGGCGGAUAUGCUUCGGUUUGCAACAGCACCACAACAACUUGCCUGUUAGAUAAUGUGCUGUGCGGCCAGAACUACUCAAUCACAGUCAUUGCAUCAGACCACAUGUGUAGCAGUGAUGAGAGCUCUUCUGUGGAGAUUAACACAGUGCCAUGUGUGCCACAGAAAGUUUCAGCAGAGAUGGUGUGCAGCAGUAACAUAGGAGUGGUGUCAUGGGAAGAAGAUGAAAGAGUCUCUUCAUACCAUGUGCAGGCAUUAGGACCAGAUGGUCACAAAACGUACUGUAACAGCUAUGAAACCAGCUGUGAGUUGACCGGCAUGCAUUGUGGCCAGCUCUACAACCUGACGGUAUCAGCUCAGGAUGGACGCUGUGACAAGAGCAACUCCUACCUCGACCUGAUAUCUGUUCCUUGCAAGCCCACCAACGUCAGAGCUUCUCUACGCUGCCAAACUAACUCUGCUGCAGUAACAUGGGAGCGGGCCAGCGGAGUGCUCUCUUAUGUUGCAGUUGGUGUUACCACAGAUGGGGGUCACAGGGCAGAGUGUAAUAACACAAUGGCCUACUGUGAUCUGAGCAACCUGCAGUGUGGACAGACCUACAAUGUCAGUGUGUUUGGCCUGGACGAGUCCUGCUCCAGCGUGGAGAGCAACAAGACUUACGUGCGGACAGCCCCAUGUCCACCUCAGAAUGUGGUUGUUGAUGCACAAUGUGCUAAAGGGGCCAUGGUCAUCUCCUGGUCUCCCAACCCUGACGCCCAGUACUUCCAUGUAGCGGUAGUGAGCAACACUGGAGCGAGACUGUACUGUAACUCCAGCAGCAAUGCCUGUACUAUAAACAGUCUGCCUUGUGGUCAACACUACAACAUCACAGUGCUGUCUGUUAGAGAUACUUGUGAGAGCAAACCAAGUGCUGUGGUCGCAACUUCCUCAGCCCCAUGUGUUCCUACGAAGCCUAAUGGCCAUCUGGACUGCGUGUCAAACUCAGCCUGGGUGACCUGGACGCUCUCAGCUGGGGCAACCAGUUACUUCGUGCUGGGCAAGGCAGCCAGUGGUCACAACUCCAGCUGCACUUCCUCCUCAUCCCCCUGUGAAGUCGCAGAUCUGAAAUGUGGGACCCUUUACAACUUCCAUGUCACAGCAAACAACAAGCACUGCAGCAGUAAUCACAGCACCAUCUUUGAGAUUGAGACAGGUCCUUGUGCUCUAGAGGCCCUCAGUGCAACAGUUGAAUGCAACAGCGACACCAUCCUGGUUGAAUGGAAGCAAACCCUGGACUCUCCUCUCUACCUGGUUACAGCUGAAGCCGACGAUAAGACCAUCAUUUCCUGUAACAGCUCAUCAAAUUGGUGCGUCCUCCAAGAUGUUCGCUGUGACCUGCACUACAGCAUCAUAGUAUCAGCUUCUUCUGACAAGUGCAGCAGCCUAAGAAGUCCCCCAACAAAGAUCAAAACCGCCCCCUGUGUCCCAAGCAAUGUGACAGUGGUGCCACGGUGCGAGGACAAGGGGGCUGUGGUUUCGUGGGCAAAAUCAUCCGUGGCCACAUCCUACCAGCUGAUGGCCACAGGACAAGAUGGACAUGUUAUGACCUGCAACAACUCGGUGAACCACUGCUCCCUGGCUGACCUUCACUGUGGUCAGACGUAUGGCUUAAGCAUCACUGCUGUGGGAGACAACUGUACUAGCUACCCCAGCAACUCAUCCUUCAGAACAGUUCCUUGCGCACCUUCUAAUCUCACCGUUGAUGUUGACUGCCGGACGAACUACGCCAGGCUUUCAUGGGAUUACACUAAGUUUGCUGGGGAGUAUUUUGGCCAUGCAGCAUCUAUGGAUGGAGAAACAUUCUCCUGUGAUAGCAGCAAAACUUCGUGCACACUUGGAACCCUACAGUGUGGUCACACCUACAACUUCACUGUUAAAGCUUUUGAUGGCAUCUGCAACAGCUCCAUCAGCUUACCUCUGCAUGAAGGAGCAGCUCCGUGCCCUCCAUCUCGUUUGAAUGUUCGUAUGCAGAGAAUAAAGCAAAUGUACUGGGCCAUGAUCUCAUGGGACAAAGUCAACUGUUCAAACAUUGAGUAUUUGGCUGAAAUUAAAGGCCAGAUUGGAAAUAACUCGCAAACCCUGAUGAAAGUCUCCUCUUACUGGCUGCUCAGGCCUUACUUUGAGCUACCAAUGCCUUGCAGCACAGCUUUUACUGUGGCUGUAUUCUCCAGAAACUCGGGUGGAGUCAGCAAGUCAUCCAGAAUCUUCUCUGGAAUCACAGAGCCCUGUGCGCCACAGAGGGUGAAAUACAGUGGGAACACAUCCCAGGUCCUGUUGUCCUGGGAUGCUUCGGUGUUUGCCACAAUGUACACAGUCUACAACGUAUCAGGGGGCAGCUAUGUGAAGCUCUGCAACACCACGGGGCUCUCCUGCCAGUUGACUAACUUCAACCCUGCUGCCACAAAAGUAACAGCCAGCAAUGCUGUGGGGGAAAGCAACCCAAGCCAAAACAUUACAGGUCCAGUGAGUGCACGCAGAAGACGAGAUCUGCAACCCACUCAACUCAAUGCCUAUGAAGGUGAAAAUCUUGAAACCCCAGAGGUGCUGGCUGUAACAGUAAGCGGAGGUUCUAUGUAUGUGAGGUGGAGGAUGGUGAAAGGCGCAACCAAGUAUGAGCUCAUCAUCGAGGAGGAGCAGAAAGCGGGGCAGACGACUCAGCUGCCGAGAGUGAGAAAUAUAGACGGGGAUUUUUACACAGAGACUGAUCUGAAACCUGUGACCACCUACUGCGUCAGAGUGGCAGCGAAGGACGGCUUCAACCAAAGCAACUAUUCCUGGCCCGCAUGCAGAAAAACCGGUGCUUUGUGAAGAUACAAAUUUCAUAUAUAGAGACUGGAUGAAACAUUUUUUUUUCCACUAAGUAGCAUCCAUACGUAUUCGUUCUGGUUUGUUCUCAAAGAACUUUAGGAAGAUACAAAAAUUGCAUCAAUAAGGCCAGAUUUUUUCUUUAAGGUACAUUUUACUUGUCUCAGAGAAAUACUAAUCAAAACUAUGAGAAAAUAUCAUUUAGACAUUUAUAGCUGUCUUAAAGUUUGCUGAAGUCAUAUUUAUCAAAAAUUGUUAUAUUUUUAAGAUAGGUCAUUAGAUUCUUGGGAUGAUUGUUAAACCUAAAAAACUCAAUAAACCGAUAAUUUAUCAAGAAAUAUAUUCAAAAGCAUUCAAUAUAUUUUCCUGGUGAUGAACUCUGACUUCUCUUUGUGAAUUACAGGUUUUUCUAACUGUUCUGCUGAUGAUGAAAUAAAAAGAAAUUUAUGACACAUUGAAA
Girardinichthys multiradiatus is the source of this 7555-nucleotide messenger RNA. RefSeq lists its product as uncharacterized. The coding region runs from base 13 to 7098 and encodes 2361 amino acids. The transcript has 29 exons. Gene Ontology annotation, molecular function: protein binding. The record is from RefSeq and is a predicted model, not a curated record. NCBI's taxonomy places the organism in Eukaryota, Metazoa, Chordata, Actinopteri, Cyprinodontiformes, Goodeidae.